UUAGCGGGCAAGAGAGUGAGCGAGAGGUGAUGCUGGUGAUUGGAGUUAGCUGGUUAGUUAGCAGUUAGCAUUAUAGCUCUGAACGUACAGUGCAAUAUAUUUACACUUUAGGAGUAAAAUUUUCCUCCAUACUGCACAUUUGAUAUGUUUACUGUCAGUUCAUACGCUACACAUGAGCGUCUACCGUAUAUGCCAUGUGUGGGCAGAUCCAACUUGGCGUCAUGGAUGAGCAGUAUUGUGAUUGAUUGUAAUGUGUUGUGUGAACAACUUACCGUAAUGUCAAUUCUCGUCAAUGGCUCAAUGUAGUAAUUAUAAAUGUCGCUCAUUCCACUAACUCUUUAUGAAUUGCGUCGCUGUGUGUUCAGUGAACUAGUCCAGGACAUGUUACCUUGGUUCAGGCACUGGAGGUGUGCGGUCAGCCUCUACUAAAAUAAGACAACUCCAAAGUUAAUUACAUACGGGACUUUAUUUUAAACAUUAUGUCCAUGAAUACACAUCUCCGUGAGAGAGAGAGAGAGAGAGAGAGUAUGAAAUGCAGCAAAGGGCCGUGGGUCGGACUCGAACCCAUGUCUGCGGCGGUUAGGCCCCCGUGGCCCGCUAACAUAUUAUAUGUUCUGUUUAUUUUUAACACUCAUCAUGUCCCUUGCCUGUGACCACAUCUGUAAUUUUACCUUCAGUUGUGUCUGUCAUCGUCAUGUUCGAUCAUGUUUACUGUACCUCUGUGAUGUGUAACAACCCACCAGGACUGUGAGGCCCCUGUUUUUGUUUUGUGCCGUUAUUUACCUCAUGUCACUUGUGUAAUUUUUUUUUUUUUUUCUCUCUUUUUGUUGGUCUGGAACAAUCCACUGUCCAAUUGUUCAGAGAGCUCUCUAAUCCAGCCUUAGAUCUGAGUCGUGCAGCACAGCCUAAUAGGAUCUUAGUAUUAACCCUGAUGACAAUACUGCCAGCUGUCGCAGAGCCCCCUGCUGGACACUGGGGGGAACGUAUUGGGGGGGGGGGGGGGGGGGGCAGAGAGACAGGGAGGGAGGUGACUGACAGAAUGACAGAGAUAGAGAGUGUGUCGGUGUGAUGCUCACAGUCUCGUGGAAUAACCAAGGAAGCAGGUCAGAGGAGGAAAACAGAAACUCCUGAAGUGCUUUAUUUUUGGACGACUACCUCUUUAAUUUUACUUUUCACCCCCCUCCGUUAACUAAAUCCCAACUUUUUUUUUUUCUUCCUCCUUUCUUUAAUCUUUUUCUUUCUGGGCCGUUUCUUCUCUCACAAUCCCACCUGCUCCUGCAUCAGUCUGCAGCCAUCUAUCCUGUUUCACCUGCUGCGUCCACGGUCUGCUAUCUCUUCCAGUGCGGCGGCGGCUGUUGGCUCUGUGCUGCUUCUAUAUGGCUGAAUAGGUGGUAGAAGGGGAGCUUUUCUCUGAGAGGGGGGGUUGCAAAGUUGCAGUCAGGACCAGGACAAGCAGGAGGAGGAGGAGGAGGUAGUGGAGGAGGAUGGCGGUGGCUCUGGAUGAAGUUUGGGGGCGGGUGAAGAAUGUCUGCAAGCAGAACGGACUGCUCAUCCUGUCUGUGCUGGCCGUGGUCAUUGGCUGCCUGCUGGGCUUCUUUCUCAGAGGCAAGCAGCUCUCCGAGCAGGAGGUGAAGUACUUCCAGUUUCCGGGAGAGCUGCUAAUGAGGAUGUUGAAAAUGUUAAUUUUGCCCCUUGUCGUAUCCAGUUUGAUGUCAGGUCUAGCUGCCCUGGACGCCAAGUGCUCCAGCCGGCUGGGCAUCAUGACCAUCUCCUACUACCUCUGGACCACCUUUGUUGCCGUGGUAGUGGGCAUCAUCAUGGUGUACAUCAUCCACCCAGGUGGAGCCGCGCAGAAGGAGGAUUCUGAGGAAAGCAAGAAGCCCAUGACCAGCUCUGCUGACGCUCUGCUGGAUCUCAUUCGCAACAUGUUUCCAGCCAACCUGGUUCAAGCUACAUUUCAACAGUAUCGAACCCAGAGAGUCCCAGAACUCAUCCCCAAACCAACGGUGGCUCAGCUGCUGGACGAGACCACCACGCGCAGGGUCUACAUCUACGGCAUCCAGGACGACAACGGCACAGACGUCCAGAACUUCUCCCUGGAUCUCACACCGCCGCCUGACGUCAUCAUGAAAACAUCACCUGGUACCAGCGAUGGCAUGAAUGUGCUGGGGAUUGUUAUUUUCUCUGCAACCAUGGGAAUAAUGUUGGGAAGAAUGGGACCCAAUGGAAGUGCUUUGGUGAACUUCUGCCAGAGUGUGAAUGAGGCCGUUCUGAAGAUUGUUGCCAUCGUCAUCUGGUAUUUCCCCUUCGGUAUCGUGUUCCUGGUUGCGGGAAAGAUCUUGGAGAUGGACGACCCUUCUGCCAUGGGGAAGAAGCUGGGCUUUUACGCCAUCACGGUGGUAAUGGGUUUGGUGUUGCACGGCCUCUUCAUCCUCCCGGCCAUGUAUUUCUUCAUCACGAAGAAGAGCCCCAUCGUUUACAUCAGAGGCAUUCUGCAGGCCCUGCUCAUCUCGUUGGCCACGUCGUCCAGCUCUGCCACUCUGCCUAUCACCUUCAAGUGCCUCCUCGAGAACAACCACAUCGACAGACGCAUCAUCCGCUUCGUGCUGCCUGUCGGGGCCACAAUCAACAUGGACGGCACCGCGCUCUACGAGGCCGUGGCAGCCAUCUUCAUCGCCCAAGUGAAUAAUUAUGAGCUUGACUUUGGGCAGAUUAUAACAAUCAGCAUCACUGCCACUGCAGCCAGUAUCGGUGCAGCAGGAAUCCCGCAGGCCGGACUUGUAACCAUGGUGAUCGUGCUGACCUCAGUGGGUCUGCCCACCGAUGACAUCACUCUCAUCAUUGCUGUUGAUUGGGCUCUGGAUCGAUUCAGGACCAUGGUGAAUGUGAUGGGUGACGCCCUGGCCACAGGCAUCAUGGCUCAUAUCUGCAGGAAAGAUUUUGUCAAAGAGGGGGAGCAGGUGCCUCUGAUCUGCGAGACUAAACCCAUGAUAAGCAUCCAGCAGAUGAUAAACUACCAGAACCAGAAGAACGGCUGCUACCAGCCGCCUCCCCCGGGCAGCAAACAGGACCACCUCUCCCCGGACGUGGCUCGCCUGAUCCAGCUGGAGGAGGGGGUUCGGCCGAUAGAGAAGAAGAAGCACGCACACUCCUCUCAUCACAAGAGAGAGCACAGGGACAAGGACCACUGUUCCAUUGAUAUGAACGGGCUGGAGACUAAUGUAUAAAAGUAGCUGCCGUCUUAGCAGCUAAUGGCACAUCCACAGCUUCAGGGCCAGCAGGAGAGGAAGACAGAUUAAAGAGCUGAGGUGACUAUGGUCAAAUGCUUUUCUCCUCCGAGAAGGAAAGUGGCCGAGAGUGGAUGAAUACAGGGAAACAAAAGACAGUUGGUUUUUUUUGCUACAUAACCUAAAUGAUGACCCACAAUUGAUUGUGUAUGUUUGUGAGUGUACAUAUUUAUCAGAUGUAUUAUUUGGUAUCGGCAGUGACGGCGUGCGGCUCUGGCUGAUGAACAUUUCAAACCAGAGAACUGAUCCUGUUCAAGGUUUCACUAACAUCCUCCCAGAUCUGUGAGUCAGCCCGUCUCAAAGGAGCCGAAACGGAGAAUACAAUAGCUAAUAUCAGAUGUAAUUAAAGGACCCUAUCCCUCUGUGGACUGCGAAGAAAAGAAAAGAAAAAAAAACAAAAACAUUCACACAUAUCUCUUUUUAUUCACUACAAUCUGGUUUGUUAUGUUUAUAGAAUUUUAUUGUUUGGGCUUUUUUGUAUAUUUCUUUUUUUUUUUUUUUGUCAUUGUGUACUCUAUAAUCAAUCUUAGGCAAGAUGUUGCCUGUUGGGAGUAUUUUUCCAAUAGACUCAAUAAAGCGCACAACAAGGAGACAAAACAAGAUAAUUGAACUAUAACCAGAAACCUUUAGUUGAACACACAUAUGCAACAGUUUGGUUCACAUCAAAGAAACAAACGAUUUUUUUAGGGGAAAACAAAAAGGAAUUCUUUACAUUUUCUCAGCAACACCUUUCCUUACACUUGUCUUCACUGCCUUGUUGUCCUGAGUGUAAGUGGGUACUCUGCCUCAUACCUGCAGUACUGUAUAAGUCAUUGCCAGAAUCAAGGCAAAAAUGAAGACGGAAGAUCACAAUGAAAAAUGAAGACGAGUGUUUGCCCUUGUGUUGAAGUCAUGUCAAGUCGUCUUUGCACCCAUCGUAUUCCCUCUUUGCCUUAAACGACCAAAGGAGAAGCACACGGGACCAGAACGUUACUGCUGACCGCUGAAACACGAGACAAAAAACAAUACAAGACGACAAUAACACGUCACGCACUGAACUCUGUCCAAAUGUAUGUGAUAUUAUGCUUUACAUGUAUUUCAAAACUUAAAAAAAAAUAAUAAUUUAGAUUUCAUUACCAUGUCAAAAGCUGCCAUUCUGUAUUUGUAAAAAGAAACGUUUCACUGUAGUCUAAAAUUUAUAAAAAUGUACCAACUCUGUAAAAAAAGAAAACACUGAGAAAUGAAAAAUAUAUCAAAAAUAUACAAACAGCACACCGAGUUAUUUUUUGUAUACGGUUAGGAAGAACUGCAGAUGUAAUAAAAGUACAUGAUAUUUAAAAGGACUGAAAACUGCAGAAGCGCGAGUAUUCAAUGCUUCAAUUAGAAACCUGACGAGCUGCAUGUUCUCUCUUAAAAGCAUUAAGAAAAGGAAGCCGUUUACUUAUUCACCUGAAUAAAGCUCCUUUUCAAACAUAAAUAAAUCCCAAUGUGAACUAAAGUCGACUGAAGUAUCAAAUGUGUAAAGAGAGGAGAUUUACAAGAUUACCGCUGCGGGCUGGUUACUGGUGAAAUGCACUUGGGAGCAGCAUGGAGGGAUGAUUCAAAAUUGGCUCAGGUAAAAUUUCCAUAUUGAUCUUCCCUGUGGCGCUUACGUCCACUCUAAAGAUGGUUGUCAGUUAAUGACUUCAAGGAAAAACCACACAAAAACUACAGUAUAUUUAUGACAGUUUGGCUUCAUGUUGCACCAUUUUCCUCAUUUGUGAAGGUGUUUUAAUGAGGAGAAUUAAAAGUCUUUAUGUCACAGCUGAUCAGAAAACUUAAUGUAUUGCUAUCCAGCAUAUUGAAGAUACUUUUAGGUAUAGUUGUUUUGCGGUUAUUUUAUACCUUGCAUUAGGUUUUAUUAAAUGCUUAGUCGUCUUAAAACGUGUAAUAAAAACAUUCAAUAUGGGAAAAACCUAAACCAGAAAUCUACUCUGCACAGCCUACACACCAAUACCCACAGCAGUGCAGCAGCAUACACACUGUACAUAUGAAGGUCACAGGUCUACAGUCCAGGCUCAGUGUGCUAUAAGAUAUCAUUUCAUUGGUCCCUCUGCUGAUUUAAAAACAACCAGCAACAAAAGGCACAGCCUUUGAACAAGACUGGGUUACAAAUGUCAGAGAAACAGCAUCACCACGGCAACCUUGAAGAACAAAUAACAGGAAUUGGGCGCAAUUGCCGACCCACUGACCAAACACACUCAUUCUGUUCAGCAUGCUGUUAAAAGAAAAGUCCAGCUCUUAUACUGGCUGUACAUGAGCCCACUCCACGCCAGAGGGUCAGACACUUCCAAAUGUCAUAUUUACACAUGCUGGGUAUAUUUUCUCAGCGGUAUAGGCAGGUGGUGAACUUUGAUGAUCGCUUAUGUGCAGACAUCUGAGCCGCUGAACAAAUGUCAAAGACCAGGCCUCUGCAGAUAUGAUGUGUCUCUUUCAAUAGAGCGUGUUAAUAAUUAAGUAGUUAAUAAUUACUUUUAUUUUACUUUUUAGGAAAACUUUGAGCCGAGGUUACUCAUGCAGGCUGAGCUUCUAAAGUUGACUUGAGGCGAACCAAGCCUGAAAAUCCUCAGCUAACACCCCCCCACAUCUCCUAAAGACCCAUUAGCCCACUGCUAAUGGUCAGUGAGACAGGCAGGCAGCCAUGUAGCCUGUGCAGCCACUCCGUACUGCCAUUUGGCCAGCUGGCCACCUGGCAGAGGGACAGGAUGGGGGAUGGGCUAAAGGGAGCCGAGGCGGCCUGAUAGGAGCAAUUAGGAGCACAGGCUGGAUGUGGCGGAAGGUGCACAGCGGUGAACGGCCAACAGGGAGAUGUCAGGAUCAAAUCGGAAAUACAGUGCAUUCAGAAAGUAUUCAGGCUCCUUCUCUUUUUUUUCACAUUUUAUUAUGUUGAGGCCUCGUGCUAAUUAGGGUUAAAUGUUUAGAUUUUUUCCUUCAUCAAUACCUGGUGAUGACAAAGCCAUAACACAAUCCUGUCUGAGCUCUACAGUCAGUUCCUUUGAGCUGACAGCUUAGUUUCUGCUCCGACAUGCAUCGUCAGCUGUCAGACCAUAUAGACAAGUGUGUGUCUGAACUGAAUUUCAAGUGUCAUAGCAAAGUUUCUGAAUACUUAUGUCAAUGUGAUAUUUCAGCUUUUCCUUUUUAAUACAUUUGCAGCAUUGAAAUUGGCUCUGACCUCGUCACUCCUAUAAGCGCGGCACAGCAGGGAGUGUGGAGUGAUAAUAACUUACCCAUUGUGUAAGUUUUGUUUUGCACCAAGCACAGUCUUGUACUGACAGCGUUAAUUGUGCUGGGCAACUCAUACAAUUAGCUGUAAUCUUUUCGUGAUGCAUUGUUACAUCACGGAGCUAAAUCAGGUCAAUACAAGUGAAUUUAUUUGUGCCUGAACUGAAGAACUAACGUAAAAUAAAUAAAUACACGUACAAGUUCUUAUUUUUAUAAGGCUGCUUCCACUCUAUCGAUUUAUCAUGAUAUCUAUAAAAAUGUGAAAAACAUUUUCUCAAUAUUUUACUAAAAGAAAAUACUGUUUUAAAAAUGUAUUUAAGAUCUCAUGC
This is a messenger RNA of Seriola aureovittata, 6856 nucleotides long. RefSeq names its product solute carrier family 1 member 7a (gene slc1a7a). Gene Ontology annotation, cellular component: plasma membrane. Lineage: Eukaryota; Metazoa; Chordata; Actinopteri; Carangiformes; Carangidae. Gene Ontology annotation, molecular function: glutamate:sodium symporter activity; neutral L-amino acid transmembrane transporter activity; L-glutamate transmembrane transporter activity. The record is from RefSeq and is a predicted model, not a curated record. The transcript is spliced from 11 exons. Gene Ontology annotation, biological process: L-glutamate transmembrane transport. The coding region runs from base 1485 to 3227 and encodes 580 amino acids.